CUCGCAUUCUCCCCCAUGGCUAGACGAUACGACAGCCGCACGACUAUAUUCUCGCCUGAAGGCAAACUAUACCAGGUUGAGUAUGCUAUGGAGGCUAUCUCACACGCUGGCACCGUCCUUGGUCUCCUGGCCAAAGAUGGUGUGGUUCUUGCCGCAGAGAAGAAAGUUACUGGCAAGUUGCUCGAUUUGUCCGCUACCAAGGAGGGCGGAUACGGGGGCAGUGGAGAAAAAGUGUUCCUUCUGAGCUCAAAUGUGAUCACGGGCCUUGCAGGCUGGACGGCCGACGCCAACUCGCUCGUCAACUUUGCGCGAAAUGCUGCACAGCAACAUCUCCUGGCUUACGACGAAGACAUACCGGUCGAGCUACUGGCCCAGCGGCUGUGCGAUAUGAAGCAAGGCUACACGCAGUUUGGUGGUUUGCGUCCGUUUGGCGUGUCGUUGCUCUACGCGGGUUACGAUCCACAGUACCAAUUCCAACUCUACCGCUCCGAUCCAUCAGGCAAUUAUUCGGGCUGGAAAGCCACAUGCAUUGGCGCCAACAAUGGGACGGCUCAGAGUCUGCUGAAGCAGGAAUAUAAAGAUGACAUCGAAGUCAAAGACGCGAUUGGCCUGGCGUUAAGAACGAUGAGCAAAACGAUGGACAGCACAACCCUUGGAAGUGAGAAAUUGGAAUUCGCGGUGCUUACACUCGAUCCUGUGACAAAGAAACCGAAAGCCAAAAUCUACCGACCGGCGGAGAUAGACGCGUUACUGGAGAAGGAGGGUCUGGCGAAGAAAGACGAGGACACGGAGAUGAAGGCAGCUUGA
This is a messenger RNA of Mycena indigotica, 807 nucleotides long. RefSeq names its product Proteasome subunit alpha type. The transcript is spliced from 6 exons. Bases 16 to 807 code for a protein of 263 amino acids. NCBI's taxonomy places the organism in Eukaryota, Fungi, Basidiomycota, Agaricomycetes, Agaricales, Mycenaceae. Gene Ontology annotation, biological process: ubiquitin-dependent protein catabolic process. Gene Ontology annotation, cellular component: proteasome core complex; proteasome core complex, alpha-subunit complex; cytosol. The record is from RefSeq and is a predicted model, not a curated record.